UUCUCGUUCGACGUUCCUUCCUGUUCCCCUCUUUCCCCAGCGUCUCUCUCACUCUCAAUGGCUGAAGAAAUCCGUGCCUCAUCCUACGUCGGUUUCGACUCGAUCACCCAGCAGAUUGAGCACAAGCUCCUCAAGCGGGGUUUCCAGUUUAACGUCAUUCUUGCUGGACAAACGGGUCUCGGAAAGUCGACCCUCAUCAACACCAUCUUCGCGUCGCAUUUGAUUGACUCUAAGGGUCGUUUUGCGUCUGACGAGCCGGUGAGGCAGACAACGGAGAUUCAGGCGGUGUCGCAUGUUAUCGUUGAGAAUGGCGUCAAGUUGCGUCUGAACAUCGUCGACACGCCUGGCUACGGCGACCAGGUCAACAAUGAAAACUGCUGGGACCCUAUCAUCAAGUACAUCAAGGACCAGCACAGCGCGUACCUCCGUAAGGAGCUCACCGCCAUGCGUGACAGGUAUAUCCAGGACACGCGUAUCCACUGCUGUCUGUAUUUUAUCGCCCCGACCGGACACUCCCUGCGCCCGAUCGACGUCAUUGUCAUGAAAAAGCUCAGCGAAGUCGUCAACGUCGUCCCUGUCAUCGCCAAGUCCGACAGUCUGACCGUGGAGGAGAAGGAGGCCUUCAAGCUCAAGAUCCGCGAAGAGCUCGUGUACCACAACAUCCGGCUGUAUCCCUUCGACACGGAUGAGGACGACGACGAGGAAGUCGCUGUCAACGAAACCAUCCGCGCAAUGGUUCCCUUUGCCAUCGUUGGGUCCGAGACCAACGUCAUCAUCGACGGAAAGUCUGUUCGUGGGCGCAAAAACCGUUGGGGUGUCGUGAACGUGGAGAACAAGGAGCACUGCGAGUUCAUGCACCUGCGUGAUUUCCUGACACGGACUCACCUGCAAGAUCUCAUCGAGACAACGGCGCAAAUCCACUACGAGGCUUUCCGUUCGAAGCAGCUGCUGGCCUUGAAGGAGGGUGUGAACCGCCCCGCGCCCGCCGCUUAAAGCGGCUGGCUGGCUGGUGCGCUGUUAUUCUAUACCCCGACCCGAAAAUGGCUUUGUUUCUUGUGUUACCCGGAUUUCCUCCCGUUUCUGGACCCUACGUACCUAGUUGCUCCCACUUGUCCAUAGCUCACGCUCGUUUUCACUUCUAUCAUACUGCAUUUCAUGAACGAGCCGGUCCAAGAAGCGCAGCACAAAGCAACACAGA
Molecule: messenger RNA, 1198 nt
Organism: Mycena citricolor
Lineage: Eukaryota; Fungi; Basidiomycota; Agaricomycetes; Agaricales; Mycenaceae
Source: the annotation of a GenBank genome assembly